AUGAACUUUAAAAAUCUUGGUCGUCCUAUUAUCUUGAAAUCCCAGUUGUACGCACUAGUUAAAAAUAAAAACAAGAUAGAGUCGCAACUGCUAGAAAUGCAAGAUUCUCAAAAGAUACGUUUACUUAAAAUACAUGAUGAAAUAGACGACUCUGUUGGCAUAAUGAAGUCUGAUGAUUUUGUUAGUUCCUUCACGGAACUAUCUUGUCCUGUCGGUGAUGUGGAACUUUUAGAGAAAUUUUCUGAUUUCUGUAGUAAGAAGUAUCAUCAUCUAAGUAUAUGUAAGCCUGUUGCAUUAGAAAAUUUUUCUGAUGGUGAAAUAAGCACUCUGAUUCACUAUGGUGCUUUGACGAUUAAAUCUGAAAGCAGUUGGUAUAUUUCUGCUCCUCACCUUGGUCGUUUUCUUCGAGCAUACAAAGCCGGUCAACGAGGUUUGUUAACAAUGAUCAAAAGGACCAAAUUCAAAGAAAUAUUAUUAUCCGAAAUAUUCAAUCGAAAUCUUGGCAAAGAUUCUUACCUGGGUCAUAUGUAUCACAUACUAGCUCAUUUAGGUGCUGGAACUUUAAAUUCGAUUCACACCAGUUCUGGUCUGCUUAUAAGAUUAUAA
Molecule: messenger RNA, 606 nt
Organism: Trichobilharzia szidati
Lineage: Eukaryota; Metazoa; Platyhelminthes; Trematoda; Strigeidida; Schistosomatidae
Source: the annotation of a GenBank genome assembly